UGUUCGUUUGCAGGUCGCUAGCGUCAGCGACCAGUUCCAGCGUUUAAACGUUGUUCGUUUGGUGGUCGCUGGUUCUGCGACCGAUCGCUGCGACCAGACGCUAGCGUUCGGCGUUCAAAAAUUUCGAUCGCUGGAAAUUUCAGCGUUGCGAUAGAGACCAGCGAUCAAAAAAAAAAAUAGUGUAAAAAGACAAAAAUAUCCUCGGUUUAUUUUCAAAAUCACAAAGUCAUACCCUUAACCCUAAAACUCUCUUGCCCCUCUCAGCUCUCUCACGCCUCCUCUCUCACGAUCUCUCUUCACCAUCUCUCUCUCUCUCUCUCUCUCUCUCUCUCUCUACGAUCUCUCUUCACCAUCUCUCACAAUCUCUCUUCACCAUCUCUCACGGCCUCCUCUCUCACGAUCUCUCUUCACCAUCUCUCACGGCCUCCUCUCUCACGAUCUCUCUUCACCAUCUCUCUCUCUCUCUUCACGAUCUCUCUUCACGAUCUCUCACGAUCUCUCUCUGAUUCUGAUUCGGACACAGGUUUCAACAUAAAUCACAACUAUACAAGGCAAGAAGAUCAACGCAUUGCGGAAUGGCAAGGUGCAAGAAAGUAUAAGAUCAAAGUGCCUCCAAACAUGGAUGUAUUUGAAGCAGAGUUUGGUGCUGUUACUGUAACUGGAGCAGAGGGGUGGUGUGCUCAGCAAGGAGAAACUAGCUUAGAUUCUAGAGCAGAUGCAGAGAAGGAUGAUGAGUCUGAUUCAGUUGACACUGAUAUGCCACCACCAAGAGAAGGAACCAGUAGUGCUGGAUGUUCAAAGUCAAAAAGAAAGCGUAAGGAAGUUGAUCAAGAGCCUUAUGUUGUACGGAAUGCAAUUCUGGCUGAAAAAAAUAAGAUAGCUGAGAAGAUGGUGGAGAUAAUGGCAGAGGAUCGUGUGUUGUUGCAGCAGGAUCGCAAAUUCCGUAUAGACUCAGUGUUGGAGAUACUUUAUAAGCUGCCUGGAGUAAUAAUGUGGUCACCAUUUCACAUUGGUGCACUUAACCAUCUCAAAGCUAAUGAAGGAAACAGAAUGGCUUUUAUGUCUUUCCCUAGUGAUGAUGAUAAGAUUAGCUAUCUUGAGAAUAUGAUUGGAGUUAAGAUGUAUGAAGGAUUGUAGUUUCUUUUUAAGCCUAUGACUUUUGUUAGUAAGAAUGUUUUAAUAUGACUCAGAUUGUAGUGUUUAAGCGUAUGACUUUUUAGUAAGACUGUUUUAAUAUUAUUCAGAUUGUAGUGUUUCUUUUAA
This is a messenger RNA of Raphanus sativus (radish), 1263 nucleotides long. RefSeq lists its product as uncharacterized. NCBI's taxonomy places the organism in Eukaryota, Viridiplantae, Streptophyta, Magnoliopsida, Brassicales, Brassicaceae. Bases 619 to 1137 code for a protein of 172 amino acids. The transcript has 3 exons. The record is from RefSeq and is a predicted model, not a curated record.